Dromaius novaehollandiae (emu) is the source of this 7895-nucleotide messenger RNA. It is a transcript of the gene ZBTB47, whose product is annotated as zinc finger and BTB domain containing 47. NCBI's taxonomy places the organism in Eukaryota, Metazoa, Chordata, Aves, Casuariiformes, Dromaiidae. The record is from RefSeq and is a predicted model, not a curated record. The transcript is spliced from 7 exons. The coding region runs from base 338 to 2719 and encodes 793 amino acids. Gene Ontology annotation, cellular component: nucleus. Gene Ontology annotation, biological process: regulation of transcription by RNA polymerase II. Gene Ontology annotation, molecular function: protein binding; DNA-binding transcription factor activity, RNA polymerase II-specific.
CUGCAGCAACAUUAUGCAAAGAGUCACAAACAUCUGGAAUAAGUUACCGCGCGCAGCAACCGAAGCAGAGUCUAAACAAGUGCAAGACGUUACCGCAUUUAUGUCUGGGAAAAGGAGUGGUUAGAAGGGCGAAAAUAGCUUGGAAGGUGGGGGGAAAGAUAAAGCGACUCGGGGCCGGUGGGGGCGAGGAGUCGAGUCCACCCGGCGCGAUCGAGACGCCGCGAUCUGCAGAGCGUGGGAUGCUGGGGGCUGCUCGGAGCUCGCCCGGACACCGGGGACCCGUCGACGGGGCACAAAACGCUUCCAGUUUGCUUUCCAGGCCCGACGCCGUGGCGCGAUGGCUUCCCAAGGCGGAAAGCAAAUAAAAAAACCAUCAGGGCCCACCAGCCUCGCGGCGACCCACGCGGAGGUGCAAAAUAUCCGGGCGAGCCGGGGAGCAAAAACCCCAGGCAAGCGGAGGAGGACCGGGACUCCUUUGCGCGGAGACCUUUGCAUCAAAAUGCUGAUAGUUGAAAAGACAACUGACUACCCUUCGGCCGAGUACUCCCUGGUGGAGGAUGUAGCCCUCCACUUCACGUGUUUGAUGGACAGACUGAAUGAGCAGCGCCUCUUUCAGCCGGACCUGUGCGACGUGGACAUCGUGCUGGUGCAGCAGAAGAGCAUCUUCCCAGCGCACAAGGGGGUCCUCGCUGCCUACAGCCAGUUCUUCCACUCCCUCUUCACCCAGAACAAGCAGCUGCAGCGCGUGGAGCUGUCGCUGGAGGCCCUGACCUCGCAAGGCCUCCAGCAGAUCCUCAACUUCAUCUACACCUCCAAGCUGCUGGUCAACUCCUGCAAUGUGCAGGACGUGCUGAACGCGGCCGCCGUGCUGCAGAUGAACAACAUCGCCUCCUCCUGCCAGGAUCUCCUCGACACCCGGUCCCUGAGCCUGGCCAUGGCCAGCGACAUGGCCCUGCCCCCCGAGGGCUGUGCCAACGCCGUCCCCCCGCCCUACUACUGCGAGAUCAAGCAAGAGGUGGACGCCCCGCACCCCAAGAUCUACGCCCGGGAAGGCAACGACCCCUACUCGGUGCGUGUGGAGGAUGGGGCCGGUGGUGGGACGCUGCCUGCUGUGCCGGCCAAGCAGUACUACAAGGAGGAGAAGGACGGCGGUCCAGCCGCCGUCUGUAAGAUGGAGGGCGAGGAGUCCGAGGAGGACCUGGACAGCCAGGGCUCGUACAACCGGGAGCAGAUCAUCGUGGAGGUGAACCUCAACAACCAGACCCUGAACGUCUCCAAAGGGAUGGAGGGGAAGCCAGCCGCCAGCGAGGCUGCUGCCACGGCCACCGCAGUCGUGGGGCGGCCCGAUGGCGAUGGGCGCGACACUGAGGAGGACGGGGAAGAGGAGAACGAGGAAGGGGAGGAGGAGGAAGAAGAGGAGGAGGAUGCGGAGGUGGGGGAGGAGGAGGAGGAAGAGCACAGCGAGGAGGAAGACCUAGAGGACACAACAGAAGAAGAGGAAGAGGAAGAGGAUGAUGAAGAUGCUUCAGAGGUAAAAAGGGAAAAGAGCGGGCAGCCCCGCAGAACCAGCCGGGCAUCCAAAGCCACCAAAUCUGCCAUGGCCACCAGGUCCCAGGAGAUGGCCAAGGUGGAAGAAGAGGAGGAGGAGGAAGAGGAAGGCCAGCGAGGGAGGAAGAGGAAGAAGGAGCAGGACGGAUUGGGCCAGAAGGUGAAGCUGGAGGAGAAGCAGCACUACCCAUGCAAGAAGUGCCCCCGGGUCUUCAACAACCGCUGGUACCUGGAGAAGCACAUGAACGUGACACACAGCCGCAUGCAGAUCUGCGACAAAUGCGGGAAGCGCUUCCUGCUCGAGAGCGAGUUGCUCUUGCACCACCAGACCGACUGCGAGAAGAACAUCCAGUGCGUGACGUGCGGGAAGGGGUUCAAGAAGCUCUGGUCGCUCCACGAGCACAACAAAAUUGUCCACGGCUACGCGGAGAAGAAGUUCUCCUGCGAGAUCUGCGAGAAGAAGUUCUACACGAUGGCCCACGUGCGGAAACACAUGGUUGCUCAUACCAAGGACAUGCCGUUCACGUGUGAGACGUGCGGGAAGUCCUUCAAGCGCAGCAUGUCCCUGAAAGUCCACUCACUCCAGCACUCUGGGGAAAAGCCGUUUAAAUGUGAGAACUGCAACGAGCGGUUCCAGUACAAGUACCAGCUGCGCUCCCACAUGAGCAUCCACAUCGGCCACAAGCAGUUCAUGUGCCAGUGGUGCGGCAAGGACUUCAACAUGAAGCAGUACUUUGACGAACACAUGAAGACGCACACGGGCGAGAAGCCCUACAUCUGCGAGAUCUGCGGCAAGAGCUUCACCAGCCGCCCCAACAUGAAGCGGCACCGCCGGACCCACACGGGCGAGAAGCCCUAUCCCUGCGACGUCUGCGGCCAGCGUUUCCGCUUCUCCAACAUGCUCAAGGCCCACAAGGAGAAGUGCUUCCGCGUCAGCAACCCUUUGGCCUCGGACACGGCCGCCGCCGCCGCCAACAGCGGCCUGGCCGCCCCCCAGCCCUCCGCCGGCUCGCCCCAGCUGCCCCCCGGCACCUUGCCGCACGCCCACCCCCUGCCCCUGCCGCUGCUUCAUCCCCUCCCACAGAGCCUCCCUCCUCCUCCUCACCUACCGCCGCCGCCUCCCCUCUUCCCCGCCACCGCCACCGGCAGGGUCAACGCCAACAACAACUAGGCAGCAGCCGCGCGGACCGGACCGCCCUCCGGAAAACGCCUUCGCCGCGGAGCCCUCUCUGUCCCCCUUCCUCCUGGUUUCGGGGUUGUUUUGGGGUUGGGUUUUUAUUUUUUUUUUUAAUUUUUUAUUUUUUAUUUUUUCGCCUUUCUUGGCUGGGAGGGGAGCUCUGGGCCAGAGCCAGCGCCGCAGGGAGAAGCCCCCGAGGAGCGGGGAGGAAGGGGCCACGCGGCGCCUGUCCAUAAGGGUGUAGAUAAAAGGCGUUGCUCAGCCCCAGCUUUCGUCCCGCAUGAGGUCCUUCCCAGCUGGGCAGGUUGGGAAACGUCCAGCCAAGGGUUCUCGCCCGCUUCGAGGUGGCCACGCGGCCUCCAUCACUCGAUGGACAUCCCAGCCACCGCGACCGGCCUCUCCCCGUGGAUCGUCUCCCUCCCCGAGGCCUGUGGAGGCAGGAGGGAUCGUCCAGGGCUGCUUCCCACCCGGAGCUAGCUUGGAGGAGAGCGUGGGGGUGAGGACCCCAGCCCCGGAGCAGGCGGAGAGGUCAGUGGCGGCACGUGCCAGCUUGCUAGCCCGAUGCCUGCGAGCUCUUUGAUAUUUAUAAGAAGCAGAAAUCUAGUUAGUGGUGCUCGAAUCGCCGUACUGUAAAGCUGGUCUUUCAAUCAGGCUCUUUAGGAGAAUUAUGGCCCACGGAGGAAUUACUUGCUCGUGGCAUCGAGCCAGUGCAAGACGAGUUGUCGCCACCCGCAGUCCCCUCCAGCUGGGGAGUCCCCGGGCCAACGGCGAGCACGCAGGUGUCCCUCCUCCAAACUCCGCCGGCCUGCUCUCCUUAGCACGUCUUCCUUCCCCACGCUAGGUGUUUCUCCCCUCCGCGGAUUUGGUAGAUGAAAGCACAAGCCAGCGGCGUGCCAAAUUCACGAGCCGCGUCUGGGCAUAUUGGCACCCUGUUGUGAUUUAAUUCCCAGCGUGUGGGAUCGGGCUCUGGUGUCCCCUUUCUGCUAAUCCCAAUGAGAUCUGGUUUUUUAGGGACUCUCGAGUUUGCAGCAUUGCCGUGGGGGAGCUCAGGUGGGCUUUGAGACCGAAAGGCAGGUUGGUGGGUUGCUCCAUAGCAACCUUGCAUGGAGCAGCAGGACGUCACGUGAGGCUGAGGUUUCUUGGGAGAAUCAGUCCAGAAUAGUGCCUUAACAAUUCGAAUAAGUGUCUGACUGACGAGCGAACUCCAGGUGUUUGCUGGAGUUGUUGCUCUCUUGAACUCUGCAAGCUGGAUCUCAUUGCAAGGAUUAGAGCUGAAGCAAGACGGAUUUCGGUCUCGCCCAAUAGCAUCUUGUCCUCAAACUUUUUGCCGUGUCAGAAAAGCCCAUGCAGCUCUCCCAAGCUUCGCUUCCCCACCAGGGUUGUGGCAUUGGCAGCUGACGCUCUCCUCGGCUGCAGUUUGGCUGAGACAGGAUGUUUCUGGUGCAGUGAUCACCUCUGGGAGAAGAGAGGAACCCAGCUUGCCCGGGCCUCGCAGGAGAGCGCUGGGGUUGAUUUGAUGAAGCCCCACAGCGUUGAUUAGCAUCUCUGCAGCCACGUUGUACUUGAACGCUCCUCUUCCCGUAUGCUGAAUGACGGUGAGGUUGAGCUGGUCUUUGACUUCACUUAUUCAGGCUUGCUUUGUGCAAGCAGGGGAGGAGCGGAGGAACUGUGGUCUCAAGUGGCUGUCACCUACCCUGGCUGGAGAGGAAAGUCCAGGAAGACUUUGCUGUAUUUUUUGUUGAAUGCUGUGAUAUAAGCUGGCUCUCUUGCUGCUAUGAUUUGCCCCAAGAUGUCAUGCAUUGGUCUAUCCCCAACUGCAUGGUGUCACUGCAGUUGCCCUCAUGAGUACCUCCCAAGGACAUGUCCCCUUUGGAGCUGGGCAGUUUGAGACCACUGCAGGAGCUGCAGAGCAUCUUGGGCACAGGCAGAGAGAGGUGACGACCAAGAUGUGUGGGAGGCUUUGCGGCCGAUGCGUUGCUGCCAGGGCCAGCUCUGUGGUGAGACCGGUAGGAAAGCAAAGGCAAUGCACGUGGAUGUGGGCCAGGUACCUGCUGAGGCAGUGAGCAGUGCUGUUGGCGUAGGUAAGCUGGGAGUGAGGUCACUGGGUGGGCUGCAGAAGCCAGUUCUCAUUUGCACCUUGGUCUAGGCAACAAGCAGUACUGGGGCACUGGGGACUGAGCUGCAUCUGGCUCUGCAAGAAGUUUUGAUGUUUCAUCUCAUAGACCAAGUCAGCAAAGCACUUGGGCACUGUGUAACUUGCAGAGCCCAGCACAGGGUUGUAUCUCCACAGAGCCAGGAGGAUUUAUCCACAUGCUCUGGUGCUUUGCUGAAGGAGGACGUACAGGAGUGUGAGGCUGAACGGGAUGGGAUUGCUGGCUGUCCCUGUGAGUGGUGUUUGAAGUGACAGGUUAGGUGAUUGGUGUCCUCUCCUGCUUAGUGCACCGAAUGACAGCACUCAUGCCCAGCAUCCUCUGGAAGCCUGGCUGCUCUUGAGUUGUUACUGUUUUAUAGCAACAAUUUUUUUUUCAUCCUUACGAGCCUCUCGUGUUGGCUGGGGUCCUCUGGAGCCCCGGUGUUGCAAUCAGUCCCUGAACGGGUGAGUUCACACUCAUCACAUCCGUUUUGUGCAAAGGGAGAAAGCUAUGGCUGAGUUGCUUUGAGACAUUUUACCUUCUCAGGUGGAUCUCAAAUGCUCCUCUGCUGCCCUUCUUCCACGCACGCGCUGGGAUUUAUCAGGCUGGUGCAACACCUUUUGAAACGCCCUCCCGUAAGGGACUUGGGCCCUCAGCUGUUGGAGCUGUUGGCUCCCUGGAGGGAGCAGGACCCAGCCUGGAAGGUGAUUGCUUUGGAGGAGCGCACAUCAGAGGUGUUGGAGGGCUUCAGUAGAGCUGUCCAUGUCAUCUUCUCCGCUGCCUCCCAGACCCCAUCCCAUGGGACUCCUUUACAUUUCUUUCCCCUCGCCCUCCUAGGCUUUGAGACCAGAUAGGAGCUGCGCACUACGAGGAAAGCUAACCUGCCUGUACGGUCUUCAUUUUGUGAUGAGACUGUUGGCUUGUCCAGCUGGUAAACUUGGCCAACUCCUUUUGGCAGUAAAUCCCCACAUGAACAUGUCCCCCCUCAGUACUGCUUAUCUAGAGAGUGGUUUCCCAGUCCCCAGCCCUUCCUGUCUCCGCAAGGACCAGUCCCACUUGAACGUCACCACGAGAUGAGAGAUCCUCCUUGAGGCUAAUGACAUCACGAUCACUUCAGAGAGGAGAAGUGGGGCAGGAGCACUUGCUGGUACUCAUCCUGCAGCAGCUUGGCUUCGCCACAUGCACAGAAAGCCCAGUGACCGAUUUUAGCUGCUUCUAAUGAUCUUUGAGACCCUGCCUGGAGAGCUGCUUGGAGACGUUGAGAUGUGACCAUGCACACAGCACUUUGGAGAACCAGAUCCCUGCUGCUCCCUCCCCUACUCCAAGGCCUGGGCAGCUCCUGGAGUCCUACACGGCCUCUGAACCCUUUUGUCUACACCCUUAUUCAGUCCCUAUGUGUCUCUUGAUGUCUAUUUUUCGUUAAUGUAUUAAGACCUGAAAAGAGUCACUCUAGCAGUGUCUCGGCCCAGAUUCAUCCCAGGUCAGACCCCAUUGGCACCUGUUGAGUGAGACAGAGUGGGAGGCAGGGGAAUUGGGUCCGUUGUUUUCAAGCUUUUUAUAUUUUAUUUUAUUUUAUUUUAUUUUUUAACUCUUGCACCUUAAUCUCUCACAUCCCUUCUUCAACAGACCAUGAGGGUGGAGAGGGGCUUAAUUUCCAUUACGCAGUCGAUGAAUACUCUGCAAAGCAACAUUCAGCUGACAACCCUGCCCACACGCUACCCCCCGACCUUUUUUUUUUUUUUUUCCUCUCAUUGGUUGAACUCUGGGGAGGGAGGGAGUCACGCGUGGGGGUUGUUUUUGUUUUAUAUAUCCCAGGAGCCUGGUAGCACAGACCAGUUUGCCUCAUAAUGUCCAUGAGGCACGGCUGGCCCUUCGGACCACAGCCAUAAUCCGAGCGCGUUGAGAAGGUGACGGAUGGACGUCGGGUGGAAACGGCUGUGACAGUGCAAUAGAGAUUAGCAUCCGCUGCUAGACAACUCCACUGAUUUAACUAUUGGUUUGCCAGAAGUUGAGAGGGAAGGACGGACAGACGGACACCCUUGGUUCACACGGACGGAGACAGCUUCCCCGCACAGCCCUGCCUAGUGACUUAACCACGAUGGAGUUGGGUAGAACUUAAAAAGGAAGAAAAUAAAAAGGAAACAAAUAAAAAAGAGCAACCUCAAUAGCAUGGAACUUAAAGGAAAAAAAUGAAACCCCAAGCACUUGCCUCAAAACUAAUUUCUAAUGCCUGAUGUUUGGCUCUGUAUGAUUUUCCGGCAUUCAGUAUCGGUUGCCCAGACAUGCCAAGUUAAGAGUGUAUCGGUGGCUUUACUAGUGUGAACAAACUUAAUGAAGCACUUUAUUCUGUAUAGAUAAGGGAAGGCGGGGAGGGGAGGGGAAGCUUGGAUGCUUUUCGGAAGCGUCUUAAGUAAUGUUCUAGGAAAUGUAUUAUUAUUAUUACUUUUUUUUUAUGACCAUGUGUAAUCAAUAUAUGUUUAUCUUCAAGUACAGCAGUUACUCUCUUUGGGACGGUGUGAUGAAGGGGAGGGUGAGACGGCCAGGUUAGUCCAUCAGAGGGGAGCCGCUGGGGAAAGGCAUUGCCUGCUGCAGGAGCAUGCAAGUCUUGCUUCAUUGAAGGCCCUGUUGGUGCACGUCCAGGAGGUCCCAAGAGGUGCAUCAACGCUGCCUUCAAGGGCGCAGCUCACAGAGGGCCUCGGCACCAGGGCUGAGGUGGCCAGUCCCCAGCACGUCUCCAUCCUGAGCUGGCUUCUGCCCGGCGGUGCUGGGGCUGAUCUCUGAGCCGCCUGCGAGUGAGGUGAGCAACAGUGGGCUGUUUUCAUGCGUCUCUAAAGGCUAUGUCCUCAGCCACGCUUUGAAACCUGCUUUUGGCCUCUCACCAAGGCACGUCAGGGGUCACUGAGCUCUGAAACUGGUGAGAGGUCGGAAUUAGGCCUCUGUGCUGCCUUCUCCCAGUCUGGAAGUGUUAUGACUGUUACCAAAGAGGUUGCAAGUGGAAGGACUGAAUCAAUAAACAAUUUGUCUUUUAUAAAAGAAAA